Molecule: messenger RNA, 891 nt
Organism: Micropterus dolomieu (smallmouth bass)
Lineage: Eukaryota; Metazoa; Chordata; Actinopteri; Centrarchiformes; Centrarchidae
Product: galectin-related protein-like
Exons: 6
Coding region: 160-699 (179 amino acids)
Molecular function (GO): carbohydrate binding
Source: RefSeq, a predicted model, not a curated record
CUCAUGUCCUCCUGCUUCCUCUCAUUGUUUUACUUUCUUCAUGGAAAAAACAGAAAAGGAGAGUUAUUCAGCGUUUUGUGAAUCACGAGAAGGCAGAACCACAGAUGGAGCAGAUCCAGAUGAAGCUCCGUACCUCGGCUGCAGACUCGUGAGAUCAACAUGGCUGAGAUGCACAGAGUGACAGCGCAGGGCAGGAAGAAAUGGGUCUUUCCACAGAGAAGUGCGACUGAUGAAAGUAAACCGAGUGUUCGUUCUGCUGACAGAGAUGCUGACAGAAAUCUGUCAGUUCCCUUCAGAGGUCACAUCACAGGUGGGAUGCGGCCGGGGAUGAAGAUAGUAGUGAUGGGGGUUGUGGACUCCCGUCCUGACAGGUUCUAUGUUGCCCUGACUUGUGGCUGUGGAACAUCCGGAGAACCUCCGUCUGAUGUGGCCCUGGAGCUCUGUGUUCGAUUCAGGGACCGCCAAGUCCUGCGAAGAGCCUGUGUGUCUGGAUCAUGGGGGGACAUCGAAAGAGCCGUCCCUUUCUUCCCCUUCAUCAGAAACCAGCCCUUCAAGAUGGAGAUUCGCUGUGAACAAAGCCGGUUUCUUGUGUUCGUGGACGGGCAGCAGCUGUUUGACUUUUGCCACAGACUGACAUCACUCGGCGACAUCAACACAUUAUGGGUCAAAGGCAGCAUCGCCAUCACUAAACUGGCUUGAAGUAAAAGGACUUCACUGUUGAACACGAGUCCCUUUCAAAGACACGGAUCUCAACUCUUUGGGCACAAACUGCCAGAACUCCCCUUGUCUGAACACGGUCUGUUUUCACUGUGGACAUUUUGGUAUCAGAUGCUUGAAGUUUAAUGAUAAAUGAUAAAUGAUGAUGAUAAAAAUAAAGAAUUUACAAAUGUG